GUCUAGGGCCGUAAAAGAUGCGAGCUUUGUGACUGAUGUGCAAUUAUUGUCUUUAAAAUUUCUCUCCACCGGAACUUAACAUGAGUGUGUCACAGAACAAGGUCAGGAAAAAAAUGAGUAACAUGAACAGGUACACUGACAAGAGUUUGUACCUAGCGGAUGCAGCAGAAUUUGCUCGAAACCUGGCUUUCAUCAUGAAUGAGCCAGAAGCAGAAAAACUCUUCUGCCCAGCAUUCAAGCACAAAUCCUGUGGUUGCAUUCAGCGUUUCAUCACAGCUGGCAAUGAUGAGGAUGUAUCUAGCGACGGAUCUCGUGAGAGAGCUUUAAGCUUGCUCCAGUUUCACAGGGAGGCCCAGACGCACAAAAACUUCAUAUCUACAGAGAGUAACGAAAAAGGUGAUAAGCGUGUGUUGCGCAUGCUCAGGGCCGAAGGCUUUGAACAGUUCAUAUUGGAGAACAGGGUGCGCGUCCGCACUCAGCUGGGACUGUGCGAGAGGGCCAGCCAGAAAUUGCUCAUGUACUCCAAUAAUUUUCUCCACAAGGAUCUCAAAACGGGCCCAGAAAAGGGACCGCGAAUCAAUCGACUUGGUGGUAAGCGCAUUCCCAAAGCGGCCCUUGUACCAACCCGCAGCCUUGCUGAGGAGACCUGCUGCAAGGAAUCGUGCGUGCGCCUCUCCAUCUCUAACGUCGAAAAAGUUGAGCAGUGGAGGAAGAAUUCCUUGCAAGGCCAGCAGCUGCUCAGAAAGGUUGUGACAGAAAUGCUCACCUUUGAUGGGCGCAAGUGUUUGUGCCACAAGUUCAUUUCAAUGGUCACAGGUUGCAGUGUCUCGCUUGUGUCAAAGAUGAAGGAAGUGCUAAAAAGCAAGGGGCACAUACUGCCCAACUCGAAAAACUCAAAUUCGCCGGGAAAAAGUGCAAACAAAAUGGACGUCCACGAUGCUCUUUCCUGUGAAGAGCGGUCUUUGGAGAGAUCUAACGAUAGCAUGUUCAUUAUGAACGAGCAAAUUGAGGCAACUGAGGACCUCAGCAACUCCGGAAUCCACCACCAAGAAGUGGCAGCUCUCAACGGAUCUCACACUGAUUACAACCAAGAAGAGAUGAAGAAUGAUGUAGCUAACUACCAGCUUGACUCGUCCAGCAUCAGCCAGUACCUGCAUAAUCGCAACGAAAUGUGGAACAAUCCACUAACAGUCGACUGCCCGACUGUGCUCGGCCCUACCAUGGUCAAGGUGUGCGCCAGCGUUGAAUCUCCUCCGCCCCAGACCAAAACCUUCACCGUGCUCGGCCCCGCUUCGACUGCUUUCACCCCAUAUGAAGCUGUCACUCCAUACGAAGCUGUCACUCCAGUUUCUGAACCGUCAGUAAUCUUCCUGCCACAAGCAAUACAAGGCCAGACUUUCUCCUUUUUCAACGCUGACACGAUGGGAGAGUUCGCCAGCGUCGAUCCAUAUCAGAGUUUAGUCAUUCUGCAGCCUGCCGCCGUCAGCGCAGUGCACGAGUAACCGCCGUCACAAUCACUCUUUCGCAAUUUUGGAACCAGAUGCUCAACGCAACUAUUUUUUGAUAUGCCAUUUUAAGAUAGGAUACCUCCGACUUGCAUUUGUAAUUUGUAUGCUGACAAAAGUCGAAUCUCAGGGGAGUAACAAAUAAUAUUUAAUGCAACUACAACUAUCGCUAUGCCAAGCAUUCCACAAGGGUAUUUUGUAUGUUAAGUGUGGUACCGCAAUAACAAUGACAGUUUUUACAAUCUUCAUUAUGUGUCAUAGUAGCUGUAGCUAGAGAUUAAUUUUGAUACCCAGGUAAUGCAUUUACGAAAUAACUGAUAUUGUUAUUUUCCUCGAGUAUUAUGUUCCAUUAUUUUACAUAUUUUAUGCGUGCCAGGAUUGGUUUGGAAACCUAUCUUAAAUAUGUUCAGUUAAUUUUCGGCUCAAGUGCAAAUAAAUAGGUUUUACAAGUAA
Molecule: messenger RNA, 1958 nt
Organism: Cloeon dipterum
Lineage: Eukaryota; Metazoa; Arthropoda; Insecta; Ephemeroptera; Baetidae
Exons: 8
Coding region: 81-1502 (473 amino acids)
Source: RefSeq, a predicted model, not a curated record